AAUGAUUCAAUACCUACGCACUGUAGAAAUUACCAAAGAUGAGCAAGUUAUGCUACUUCAGAAAUGAGUGCGGUGAAUAUGAAGAGGCUCGCAAGUUUUUUAUAGUAGUUCUGCAUGCGUAAACGCAGUACGCCGGCUGGCUUGCGCACGGCUGCACCAGCAGCAGCCAUAGCACCUCAUCGAAUCCCAAUACUUCGCACAAUGUACAUAGUAGCGGCUACGGUGCUCUUCUUCUUCCUCAACCUCUAUUUUAUCUACAUUUACGUGCAAAAUAGCUCGAAAGAUGAUGUGAUGAGGUCGUUCGAGAAGGCGGAGCUGCAACAGCCAAGAGAGGAGCCGCAAACGGCUCGACCAACUACAUCUACUAUAAAUUUCCAUUCAUGUGAUAUCAGUGAUCCAUUAGCCCUUAGCGCCUUAUCGAGAGCAAAAACAGAAUCUUGCCGGAGAAAGAUCAGCGACGCCGCUUGCAAACUCAAAAAUAAUCUGUUCCAUGACCAGUUUCCCGAAAGCCUUUGCCCAAAUCAUGAACACUUGCUUAUCAAUUUCCGCCUUGGUUGCUUCGAGGACAGUAAAAAGGAUCGAGCCUUGAAUGGAUUCGCCUACGACUUCAAAACGGAUAAUUCUGUUGAAAAAUGUCGAUCGCAGUGCUACAGAGCCGGAUUUAUUUAUUACGGUCUGGAGUAUGGACGUGAGUGUUUCUGCGGUGAUACUCUGACAAAGCCAAAACUGGACGAUUUGAAAUGUACGGAAUAUCGAUGCUCUGGAAAUUCGUCCCAGUUUUGCGGCGGUUUCAAUGCUGUCGAAGUGUUUCGCACUGGAUUGAAAGAACCCCAUCUAAUGCCGAAGGCCAAAUAUAUGCAAGGCGCUGAACCUGAUGGCAAAUCUAAAAGACCACGCAUACUCUUUCUUCUUCAGCUGAAUGGAAGAAAUGAACGUCAGGUAAAACGUUUGCUAAAAGUACUAUACUCGCCUUACCAUUAUUAUUAUAUCCAUGUGGACCAGCGACAACUGUACAUGCUGACUGAGGUGAAAGCCGUAGCGGCAAAACUGUCCAACGUCAUCGUUGCGCCAGAUGCUCAUAGCACUAUUUGGGGAGGUGCAUCGCUACUGACUAUGGUGCAAGAUGCCAUUCGCCGAUCGAUCUCCUUGCCAACCCUCUCCGACUGGGAUUAUCUCAUCAACUUAUCGGAAAGUGAUUUUCCCGUUUUAACGCUGAACGAACUGGAAACACAACUCAGGCUCAACCCUGGAAAAUCUUUUAUGAGCAGUCAUGGAUACAAUACGGGAAGGUUUCUACAAAAGCAAGGUUUUGACUUUGUGUUUGUCGAAUGUGAGAAUAGAAUGUGGAGAAUUGGAAAGAGGGAUGAGUUUCCUCGAAAUCUUCGCAUAGAUGGUGGUUCGGAUUGGAUAAUUCUACAUAGGGAGUUCGCUGAAUUUUCCAUAUCAGAUGAUGAAUUACCCAGGAAAUUGCGAACCUUGUUUGGCAGCAUUAUUUUACCAGUGGAAAGCUUUUUUCAUACACUUGGCUACAAUUCUCGUUUUUGCCACAGUAUUCUAGGUAGUAACUUAAGACUGACAAAUUGGAAUAGAAAGCAAGGGUGCCGUUGUGAAAGUCUGAAAAAAGUCGUCGAUUGGUGUGGUUGUUCACCCUUGGUGUUCAAAAAAGAACAUACUCAUAAGUUUGCCAUCAAGAAUGCCGAAGCGAAACCUUUUUAUAUAGCGAGAAAGUUUGAGAGUCUGAUCGACAUUGAUGCUAUUGCCUUGGCUGAAGGACAGGCAUUGAGAGACCGGCCUCAUCUUCUCCAUACCAAUGAUGUCAUGUUUAAUGUUACAUUUGUAAACUACUACAAAGCUGACAUUGAUGGUUACUCGUUGCCCUUUUCGAUGAUGGCUAAAUCGCUUUUGUCUCUGCACAAUAAGGAAGCAGAAUUUCUAGCGUUAGAUAGGAUUGAUGCCGUGAAAGUUCACUCUUCAGCGCCUCAUCAAGUCAUUUUCACAAUGCAGAUUCGUGAUCUUGAUGUUCCCUUACAACUCCUAGUGCAGCGGCGACUAGUCUCAAGCAUCGUAUCUCCUGCUAUAGUUGACGGAUUCAAGUUGGAAAGCAUAACGGCCGGCACCGACAUCGAUCACAAAGAGGAGAUCUUCCGAGGUUUUCUUGCUUAUGCCGAUUUGACAUCCUCGCCAACCGUACGAUUGCGUUGGAGUCGGGUUGCUGGCAUGUCUACAACAGUGAACGAAACCAAGACCAGCCCAAAUAUCAGAUUCCUUUGGCGUGCCCCAAAACAACGGCAUAUAGCCACGCAAAAACUUCGCCCAUAUGAUUCCAUAUAUGGUACACAGUUCGCUGCACUACACCUGAGCACAUUGAAUGCGACCAAUUUGGAGCCGGGAAUGUGGAGCGUUGUUGUGCAGCCAGACACUGAUGACUCCCCGGAAGUGAUUGCUACCGUAUGGCUGCCGAUUUACUCCACCGCAGAUCCUUCGCUAUUCCAGUCGCUGGUCGGCAAUUUCUUCGUAUUGCUCGACAGUUGCAGUGUAGACUGCUCGACUACACCUUGGAGUACUUUCCACCCAGAUCCGAAAUCGGACAUACAUAUAGGUUACGAUAAGAAAGCAGAUGCUUUGAUUUAG
Messenger RNA from Cylicocyclus nassatus, 2631 nucleotides. The record is from the annotation of a GenBank genome assembly. Lineage: Eukaryota; Metazoa; Nematoda; Chromadorea; Rhabditida; Strongylidae.